Megachile rotundata (alfalfa leafcutting bee) is the source of this 4321-nucleotide messenger RNA. RefSeq names its product protein argonaute-2. The record is from RefSeq and is a predicted model, not a curated record. Lineage: Eukaryota; Metazoa; Arthropoda; Insecta; Hymenoptera; Megachilidae. Gene Ontology annotation, molecular function: RNA binding; protein binding.
CAGCGAAUGAAACGAACAAGAAAAUGCGCGCCAAGAUGCUCGCAUCCUAUUGGUUCAGAAUAUUGUGACAGGUCUUCGAGAUCGUUCUCGAAACAUCUCGAAACACUUAAAAGCUAUAUAGACACCCGCGAUUGCACAAUAUGCCAACAGUUGCAUUUCCACCCGCAACUAUAACACGUCUAAUACAAAUUAACUCCAACGUGAAAGUAAAUUGUGUCUUAAAGUUUUCCUGAGUUUUUCAUCAAGUGCAUUCUACCAAAGGAUUAUACCUUGAUUACGAUCGAAGGACAACAUAGCAAGAUGACGAGAAAAGGAAACAAGCGUACGCAAAAACAGCGCGAAGCAUCUGGUUCUCAAGUACCGCCACAUCAAGCUUCUAAUGCACAACCAUCUGCAUUAGAACAACAACAACCUGGUGGUCAAAAACAGCAACAAACUGUUUUACAACAGCAGCAACAGGGGUCAUCUGCCUCACAACGGUAUCAAGAACCUAUUGUUUCACAACAGCAACAACAACCUGCUGCACAACAGGAAGAACAGUCAGUUGCUUCACACCAGCAACAAACGCAGUGGCAACAGCGACCUGGUUCACAAUUACAGCAAUCUGACGUUUUACAACAACGACAAUAUGUUGCUCCACAACAGCAACAACAAAAUGCUGUUCAACAACAGCAGCAGCAACAAUUCAUUGGUGCACAGCAACAACGACGAUCUCUUGCACCACACGGGCAACGACGAUCUCUUGCACCACACGGACAACGACGAUCUCUUGCACCACACGGACAACGACGAUCUGUUGCUCCACAGCAGCAACAGCAAACACCAGCCUUGAAGCAACAGCAACAGCCAUUGGCUCCACAACAACAUCAUACAUUUGCUCCACAGCAACAACAGCAACCACCAGACUUAAAGCAACAGCAGCAGCCAUUGGCUCCACAACAUCAUACAUUUGCUGCGCAGGAACAACAUCCACAAUCAACUGUUACGCAACAAAAUCUGCAAUUAACUUCCCAGCAACAACAUCAGCAAUCAACUUCUCAGCAACAGUAUCAGCAAUCUGCUUCGCGGCAGCAACAAACCUCAAUUUCGCAACAGCAACGUCAGUCAUCAACUUCGAAGGAACAAAAUCGAUCAAGUCCGGAGCAACAGCAACAAAUUAUUCCAAAGCAACCACAGGAAACUGCUCUCAGUAGAAGAAGCGGAAACGGAAAAUCUAAUUUACCAAGUGAUUUAGUUCAAAUGUACUUAAACCAAAUCCCAUGCAAUACCGGAGGUGGAAGACAGGGGAAGAAAAUCCAGGUGUUAACAAACAUGUUCAGAAUCAAUUUCGGGAAAAAUUUUCCGGAUACUAUUAUGCACUAUGACGUUGUUAUUACACCAAAUGUGACGAAGUCUUUGUUCUACCAAGUUUUUGAGCAAUAUAGACUGAAACACUUUCCAAAUAUAUUCCUAGGGUUUGACGGCAAGAAGAAUGCAUAUGGCAGAGUUGAUCUUCCGUUCGGUGAUCAAAGCAUAGAAGACGAAGUAACAGUUUUUGACCCGGUGAAACAGCAAGAACGUGUUUACAAAAUGUACCUGCAGAAAGCAGCAACGCUUGAUAUGUCAUGGUUGAAAAAUCCAAGAGGUUUAACAGACAGCGAACGAGAGCAAAAUUGCAUACAAGCAUUGGCUACUAUUUUCCGUCAUGGACCCGCGUAUCACUUUACUCUGGUGGGCCGAUCGCUUUAUCAAAAGCCAGAAAGAGAAAUACCUUUAGCAGAUGGCUAUAACUUGUGGACCGGUGUAUUUCAAUCGGUACUCGUUAGAAACAGAGUCUAUUUCAACGUCGACGUGGUUUACAAGGCAUUCCCCAAAGAGCAAUCUGUUAUUGAUUUCCUGAAGGACGUGUGUAAACAUCCUAGAGACCCAAAACCUCUAUCAACUUUACAACCGGAAAUUAUUAAAAAAAAUGAACAAAAAAUAAACAACAGUUUAAAGGGGUUAAAAAUACGAUAUGAACUGCCUGGACAACCCACAACCAGAAGAGUUUAUGCUAUUAAUAAAUUAAGCGCAUGUCCAAGAGAGAAUAAAUUUUCUCUGCAAGAUAAUACGAUGUGCACAGUGGAACAGUACUUUUUGAAAUACAAAAACUAUACUAUAAAGAAUCCGGAACUACCAUGUCUUUGGGUUGGACGUAUGGAGAAACACAUUCAUCUACCUAUGGAGCUGUGCACGAUCGUUGAGGGACAAGCAACCAUGAAAAAACUGACUGAAAAUCAAACGACUAAAAUGAUUUUACACGCUGCGGUCAAUGCUAAAGAACGUUCAAAAAGAAUCACGACUGCUCUUGAAAGCCUGAAGUUGGAUGAACAACCAAUCUUAACGAAGGAAUUUCAGCUUUCCGUAGACGGACAAUUCGAAAAAGUACCAGCUAGAAUUCUUGAUGCUCCCAAGUUAGAAUAUUCUAAUGGAGAAGUUGCCGUGACUGGAGGAGAAUGGCGAUCACUAAAAUUUUACAUUCCGUGUAAUUUGCCAGAUGAGUCAUGGACUAUCGUGAAUUUGGAUAAAUUUGUAAAAUACACUGAAUUAUACGAAUUUCAAGAAACGCUACGAAGGGAAGCUGAAAAUGUAAAUAUGAGAAUUGGCAAAGCACUGACUCCUUUUUCCACCGUAACCCUACAGAGGAAUAACCUUACUGACAUUAUAAAAUGUCUUGAAGAGAAAAAGAAGAAACAGCUAAAAUUAGUAAUAGUUAUAAUUCCUAAUUUUGAUGAUGCAUACAGUAAAGUGAAGCAAACUGCAGAACUGACAGUGAGGGGCGGUGUACUCACUCAGUGUAUAAAAUCGAAGACUUUGUCGAGAAUGAAUAAGUCAACGGCCAUAAAUAUUUUAUUGAAGAUAAAUUCGAAACUUAAUGGCGUUAACCACGUUCUAGCUCCUACUUCUCGACCAAGAUGUUUAAAUGAACCGUGCAUGUUGGUCGGUGCAGAUGUAACGCAUCCUCCGCCCGAAGAUAAAAACAGGCCUUCGAUUGCAGCCGUUGUUGCGAGUCAUGAUCUAAACCCCUUUCAAUAUAAUGCUAAAAUUAGACUCCAGCCACCAGGAACAGAGCACAUUCAGCAUUUGAAAGAGAUUAUGUACGAGCAAUUAAAAUACUUUCAAGACAGCACAAAUUGCGAGCCUAAAAAAAUUAUUUUUUAUCGGGAUGGUGUGGGCGAUGGACAGCUCCCGGAGAUCAUGCAUUUUGAAUUAAACGCAAUAAGGAAAGCUGUUGCAGAAUUCAAAGGAACUAGCGAAGACCCGAUUCCGAUCAUAUUUCUUGUAGUUCAGAAGAGACAUCACAUUCGUCUUUUUCCAACUGAUGGAAAUUGUGAUAGGAAUUUUAACGUGCUACCGGGUACCAUUGUUGAUACAGAAAUUACGCAUCCUAAGCAUAUAGAUUAUUAUCUCGUAUCCCAUGCUAGUAUUAAGGGUACUGCUCGACCGACAAGGUACAGAUGUCUCUGCAAUGAAAGUAACUUAUCAGAGGAUGAUCUUCAAGAGUUAACGUAUUAUCUUUGUCACACGUACGCACGAUGCACGAGAAGUGUUAGUUAUCCUGCGCCCACAUACAAUGCUCAUUUAGCAGCUUACAGAGGCAAGACUUUAUUUAAUGAAUAUCGUGUGGGGGACCUGACUGGAGCGCGAAGUAAAAUGAACAUACAGAUGUUUGACAAUCCUAUGUAUUUUGUGUGAUAUUUCCGUUGUGGAAAUAACACGGAUCAUUUAGAUUGAAAUUAACAUAGAUCAUUUAGAUUGUAAGAUAUCAUCUAUUAAGUUCUAUCAUAUUGUUCGUCACUUUCAAUUAUUUCAGUAGUAAUUUCAUUUCCAGUAAAUCUGGUAAACACUUUUUAUAUUAUUUAACCAUUUUUAUAGAAAAACUCCUCAUAUAUUUAAAAAAUUGCCUUUAAAAUUAUUAUUGAUAUUGUAUUAUUAACUUCUCUCAUUAUUGUUCCAUCAUAUAUAAAUAACAUUUUAACCCUUUAACUGCGGGGGUAGUUCAUAAACUACGUGUUGAAAUUAUAGUCAGAAGUGGGUUUGGUAUAUAAAUAACAAGAUAAUUUUUGCUAAUAUUAAAUAGUUCAGAUCUAAAAAUAAAAUAAAAAAAAACUUUUAUAAUAGAAUAUUAGUUUAGUAAUAUGAUUAGAUUAAAAUUAGUUAAGAUUAAAUUAAAAUCUUAAAUUAAAAUCUUAACCAGCAGUUAAAAGGUUAAGUGUCAUUUUAAAUCAUUUUAGUUAGUAAUAUCGUUUUCAGUAAGACUGUAAACAAUUUUUAACGUUUUUUAUAGGAAAAACUUUCAUAU